AUGCAUCGCCAACCGCAUUACGUCGUGACAGAUGGGGUCCACACUGUCCAGGAGACGCUCCUGCGUGGGCUAGACGUGCGGCUUGGUGUCCAGUCGACCAAAGUCACGCCGACUCCGAACGGAGUUGAACUCUCGUAUCGCAAAGCGGACAGCGAGGCUCGGGAAAUCACCGAAUUGUUCGACCUGGUUGUUCUGGCUGUGUCCCCAGACGUCGUGGCGCACAUCUUCGAGCCCUUGUCAACGACUCUGAGCGACGUCCCUACGACCACGGUGAAGACGGUGGCGCAUACGGAUUUUGCCAAUCUCCCGCAGGUUGGAACGGGAGUCAAGCCAGGAGUCAGGGUUUCUAGCAAAGCCGGCACCCCCCAGCACAUUUUCCUGCGCUCCAACGCGUCCACCACGGAAUCGGUCCACGUGCAGCCAAACUCGGUCCUUGUCACGACAAACCCGCUAACGCCUAUCGACGAGACCAAAGUCAUUCAAGCCGGCGGCUCAUCAAUCGCGUUUUUUGACAAAGAGGGCAGACGCGCUGAUUCUAAGGCGAUCAACUGGCGCAGUGGCGAUAACGGCGUGUAUCUAGCGGGAGGAUGGUGCUGGGAUGGAAUGGUGCUCUUGGAGGGUUGUAUUGUCUCAGCGAUGCGAGUGGCAGCCGACCUGGGGGUGGAAGUCCCAUGGGAGAGAUGA
This is a messenger RNA of Aspergillus fischeri NRRL 181, 684 nucleotides long. RefSeq lists its product as uncharacterized. NCBI's taxonomy places the organism in Eukaryota, Fungi, Ascomycota, Eurotiomycetes, Eurotiales, Aspergillaceae. The annotation marks the transcript as partial. Gene Ontology annotation, molecular function: oxidoreductase activity. The record is from RefSeq and is a predicted model, not a curated record. The transcript is spliced from 2 exons.